AUGAGUUUUUGUUCCAAUGAAAAACGGAAUAAUGACCGUACUGGACAACAAGACAACCUUGGACAACAAGGUAACUGUGAACAUUUAGACCGUACUGGACAACAAGACAACCUUGGACAACAAGGUAACUGUGAACAUUUAGACCGUACUGGACAACAAGACAACUGUGGACAACAAGGUAACUGUGAACAUUUAGAACGUACUGGACAACAAGACAACCUUGGACAACAAGGUAACUGGAACAACACAGAUAACUGUGAACAUUUAGAACGUACUGGACAACAAGACAACUGUGGACAACAAGGUAACUGUGAACAUUUAGACCGUACUGGACAACAAGACAACCUUGGACAACAAGAUAACUGUGAACAUUUAGAACGUACUGGACAACAAGACAACCUUGGACAACAAGAUAACUGUGAACAUUUAGAACGUACUGGACAACAAGACAACUGUGGACAACAAGGUAACUGUGAACAUUUAGAACGUACUGGACAACAAGACAACUGUGGACAACAAGGUAACUGUGAACAUUUAGAACGUACUGGACAACAAGACAACUGUGGACAACAAGAUAACUGUGAACAUUUAGAACGUACUGGACAACAAGACAACUGUGGACAACAAGGUAACUGUGAACAUUUAGAACGUACUGGACAACAAGACAACUGUGGACAACAAGGUAACUGUGAACAUUUAGAACGUACUGGACAACAAGACAACUGUGGACAACAAGGUAACUGUGAACAUUUAGAACGUACUGGACAACAAGACAACCUUGGACAACAAGAUAACCGUGGACAUUUAGACCGUACUGGACAACAAGACAACUGUGGACAACAAGCUAAGCGUGGACAUUUAGACCGUGGACAAAAAGACAACUUAGACAACGGUGGACAUUCAAAUCGUGUGCAACAAGUUGUAGGCAACUAG
This is a messenger RNA of Xenia sp. Carnegie-2017, 933 nucleotides long. Its product is annotated as spore wall protein 2-like. The transcript is spliced from 2 exons. Lineage: Eukaryota; Metazoa; Cnidaria; Anthozoa; Malacalcyonacea; Xeniidae. Bases 1 to 933 code for a protein of 310 amino acids. The record is from RefSeq and is a predicted model, not a curated record.